Molecule: messenger RNA, 261 nt
Organism: Sparassis crispa
Lineage: Eukaryota; Fungi; Basidiomycota; Agaricomycetes; Polyporales; Sparassidaceae
Exons: 4
Coding region: 1-261 (86 amino acids)
Source: RefSeq, a predicted model, not a curated record
AUGUGUCAAGCAGAGUGUUUCGGAAACUUCCACAGGAAGUGCCAACAUUAUGUCAAGCUUUACGAGUCGGGGAAUAAGACAGACUGCGGAUCACCGACGUGCGGACUCAGUUCGUCGCAUAAGCAUACGGCAAGGAAUUGUCCAUGCCCCAAAGUGCGGCAGGAAGACCGUAAAGUUCUCAACUUAAUUCAAGAUCGUUGUGAUGCGUGCAAGACGGCAGCGUGGGCCUCCAUCGAGCUUGAAUCAGGUCGAGUGUGGUGA